Molecule: messenger RNA, 2298 nt
Organism: Paramacrobiotus metropolitanus
Lineage: Eukaryota; Metazoa; Tardigrada; Eutardigrada; Parachela; Macrobiotidae
Product: sprouty-related, EVH1 domain-containing protein 1-like
Exons: 5
Coding region: 531-2036 (501 amino acids)
Biological process (GO): negative regulation of MAPK cascade; multicellular organism development
Cellular component (GO): membrane
Molecular function (GO): protein kinase binding
Source: RefSeq, a predicted model, not a curated record
AUUUGAGAAUGGACCAAAUAGGACAGACCAGCCCGUAUGAGACCGUACUGGCUGUCUAAUAACUGAGCCGGUCUGUGUGGCUUAUUCAAUGUGGAAAAGUGGCAAAUCGACAGCCCAUAGCGUUAUCUCCCAUUCAGUUCCGCAGCUUCUGCAUAUGGCUUUGGUUCUUCCGAGGAAAACUCAGCAAUAGCAUAAAUGAAUCCAUGGCCAAAAUCUCUACUGGCAUAGUUCGUAAAUUGGAUUCAUAGGUCCAUUCAUUUUGUAGUGGAUUUUCGGUUUAGUAGUGGAACGUCCUCAUGCUGUAGCGGUGUGGCCCGUUAAUGUACUGUUUUGGUUUUCAUUCGGAAUUUGCUUCCACGCUGUGGAAAUGAUGGUCCAUUAAGCUGACAUUGGGAAGCCUGGCCCAGUUAUCCAACACAUCCGGAGCCGUUCAAUACGUCUUGGAACAACCAGUUUGUUGUGGCCGAGUUCAGCAGAAUGUCAACAGCAACAGCCUUAAGGAUUUAGUGGGCAUUAAUAAGCUUGCAGUCAUGAAUGAAGAAAGCUUAAGCAGUGAUACCUGCUUGGUGCGUGUUCGGGCGCAAGUUAUGACUCGGGACGAUUCCACCGGUGGAUGGGUACCUGUGGGAGGAGGUGGAUUGAGUUAUGUGGAACUUCGGCGUAUUGCUUUAUUAGCCGGGGAGAGUACCAACGUCAGCGAUCAGCCAGCCAAACCAAAAAUUGAGUUUCUUAUCAUCGGACGUCGUAUAACCGAUAACAGCGUGUGCCUUUCUUGUGCUUUCAAGCGACCGAUACAAUACAAUCAAGUGACACCAACUUUUCGACACUGGCAAAUUCAGAAUAAAAAGUUUGGAUUGACUUUCCAAGCCCAGGGAGAUGCAAAAACAUUUGACGUGGCCGUUAUCGGUGCCAUUGCGGAAUUAAAAGAGCUCACACCGGAACCUUCUCCGCGGUCCAGCAGGGCGUAUCUGAGUCUGGACAACUCAGACACCGAAAGCGUUUCCGUGGAGAGCGAUGAGCCAUCUAGAGGCUCCUAUAACCGGCAGACGUACGGUUUUCUCGGCAAGCCUACAAUUGGCGAACGGCGCUCGGCUAGCCCGCAACUGUCCUCCGUGUCCGUGCCUUUACCUCUGCGUACCACGCGCUCCAAUCAGUCCGCUCAAAUGUUGUCCCAACCAGCCGCCAAACGACUCUUGUCCUUGCCAGCCAACAUGACCAAAUCUCUUUCUUCCCCUUUACAUAACGCCACCGUACCGGUACAGCGCGAGACAUUUGCACUGCGCAACUCCACCACUCUCUCGCCAGCGGCCUCGGGCAGUCUCAGUGUCCGGAAUGCAGCACAGGCCCCACUGUUACCAUACUCAAACGCCACCCCCAGCACAACAUCCAUGGAAAAAUACACCUAUGUUGAUGUUAUCAGCACGAAACACGACGAUCGCUCAUCAACGGCCACCCAUUCCGAUCCGGCCAGCGGCUCAACACAAUCGCAUGACUACCACUAUCCGGUUGUGGGUGGUGUACAGGGCCAGAAACCGGGUAAACGCGACUCUCUUAGCAGUAUUAAAGUGCACAAUCUGGACAUGAUGGCCAGUCAUCGGCCGCCGAUGCUGCCCAUCAAAAGCAAACGCAGUCGCAGCAAAAAACGUGAUAAUCGCAGCAGUGGCACAAAUAAAUACUGCCGCAGUGAAAGGAGCCGGUGUAAAUACUGCCAUGAAUUCUACUCGUUGGAUAACAAUGAGCGGGGGGCAUGUGAAUUUGCGCCGGAUCGUGUGAAGGACGGUAUCAACCAGAUUACCUGUGUACCGGCUGCGGGACGGAUUCUGUGCCAUUGUAUGCGGGAUCCCGAGGGCGAAGGGACGCAUCCGUGCAGUUGUGAUAGUCUUGGGAAGAGCUGCUUUGGACGCUGGUUAAUCGUUGCUGCCUUAUCCCUUAUUAUGCCUUGUUUGUGUUGUUAUUAUCCCCUGAAGGGAUGCUAUGAACUCGGCUUGGCCUGUGGAGUAUGUGGGGGCAAGCACGAGCCUAUGGAUCAUAGGUGAACCGUGAAGGUUGCUUACGGUUGUUGUUUUUGCUGUGUACAAUAAAUGUAAAUUGUACAUGUACAGCAGGCGCUCUUGCAGUUUGCCAAUGUUAUGAAUACUGUUACGGAAAUAUAUUUAAUUUUAGACUGUCCUCAUGCUGAACAAGUGAUAAAAUUAUGUACUUUUACGGCGGUUCAUGAUUAUAUAAAUUUUUUUAUGCGUUGUGUAGAUGAGCAACCUGUUUUUUGUAGGCGAUGUGAAAAUAAAAACUUGAAUAGAA